This is a messenger RNA of Olea europaea var. sylvestris, 2334 nucleotides long. RefSeq lists its product as uncharacterized. Lineage: Eukaryota; Viridiplantae; Streptophyta; Magnoliopsida; Lamiales; Oleaceae. The transcript has 10 exons. The record is from RefSeq and is a predicted model, not a curated record. The coding region runs from base 438 to 2192 and encodes 584 amino acids.
CAUUAAACACGCAACUAUAUGGCAAUAUAUUUUAAUGUUUUAUUUUUUGCUUUUCCAUACUUUUUGCUACAAUUUACAGAGCGGAUAAACAAACCUGAAUCUUUGCUCUUUGCCCCGAAAGUACUGAUUCCUUGCUUGUAAAAUCUCUGUAGGAAAUGCUCCCAAUCUACAAGUAGUACUGUAGUUGUCUUUUACGGCAGUUAUUUCCUCAAUUUACAAAAUUAAUUCUGUUCUUCAAUUUGUUUCAAUUUAAACUUUAAAUUUAAUAAGAAUUAAAUCCCUGGGUAAAGAAAAAUACGGACGCACUAGUGGGUAUCGGAUGCCAGAGGUGGGGUUGAGUGAGGAUAAAGCUAUGUUUUUUAGGAUGCAUUUUGAGAGUUUGGGUUGAUUGAGAAAUGAAUUUCUGUUUAUUCUGUGAAAAAUCCAGAAAUUAAGGUAUGGAACCCCCAAGGGGGGUGUUGGCUUCAUUGAGAAACUUCGUACGGUUCUUGCCUUACUUCAUUGGCCUUCUAAUUCUUGGCUUUAUCAAAGGCAUCGUGUUAUUCCCGUUUGUAUGUCUUAUAAUGAUGAUUGGGAUAUCUGGAAUAAUUUUGAGUCUUUGGCCGAUACACCUUUUUUAUACAUGUUAUUGCAUUUUGAGAACAAAACAACUUGGGCCAGUUUUGAAAGUUGUACUUUGCAUAUGUACUGCCAUCAUCUCAAUUACAUGGCCUCCAGUUGGAAUUGUCAGUAGCAUUUUAGGAGGAGCAGCAUAUGGCUUCCUUGCACCAAUGUUUGCCACUUUUCAGGCAGUCGAGGAAGGGAAGACAGAUAAACUUUGUCACUGUAUAUGUGAUGGAACUUGGGGCACAGUCAAAGGGAGCUUCACCGUUAUUAGGGAUUUUAUGGAUGUUUGUUACCAUUCAUACUUCUCAAUUAUGGAUGAUCUACUGUCCAAGGGAAAAUAUUAUGAAAUUAGAUUGCUCUUUCUUCCUUUAGCUCUUAUAAUUGGAGUACUGGGAGCAAUGAUUGAUCUUCCAGUGAUCUCGAUUAUUGCCUUCUGCAAAAGCCCUUACAUGCUUUUCAAGGGUUGGCAUCGUCUGUUUCACGAUUGUAUAGGUGGAGAGGGGCCAUUCUUGGAAACAAUAUGUGUGCCAUUAGCAGGUCUCGCAAUUUUACUUUGGCCAUUGGCCGUUGUUGGGGCAGUUUUGGGUUCCAUGGUUUCAAGCAUCUUCUUGGGCUCUUAUGCAGCUGUAAUAGUGUAUAAGGAGUGCUCUAUUUGGUUUGGACUUUGUUAUAUUGUCGCUUCAUUGUCCAUUUAUGAUGAAUACAGCAAUGAUGUUCUAGACAUGCCUGAAGGAUCCUGCUUACCUAGACCACGUUACACAAAGGAGGCUCCAUCACGAAUGAGCUCCAGUUCUGCUUCUUUCUCAAGGCCCAGCUCUUUCAAAAAGGCACCUUCACGUACAACUUCUCUUUCUGCACCUAUGAUUGAGUUGAAGCCCCUCGAGUUAGCUAAUUCCUUAUUCGAGGAGUGUCAACGACGUGGGGAAGUUUUAGUUUCUAAAGGGAUAAUAACCCUAAAAGAUAUUGAAGAUGCUAAGAAUAAGAAAGGAAGUGGAAAGGUCAUAAGCAUCGGUUUACCCGCUUAUUGCAUUCUUCAGGCACUUAUAAACUCUGUAAAAGCUAAUUCGACUGGUAUAUUGCUAAGUGACAAUACCGAAAUAACUACCUCAAAUAGGCCAAAAGAUGCGUUCUUUGAUUGGUUUCUUAAUCCACUACUAAUCAUUAAAGACCAGAUUAAAGCUGACAACCUUUCUGAGGAAGAGGAGGAAUACCUUGGCAAAUUAGUUUUAUUGAGCAGUGAUCCUGCGCGGUUAGAGAAUUCAAAUAUCAGCCCUCCUGAAUCCGAGCUAAGACGAGCUGCACUUGAUGCAUUAGCUCGAAGACUUCAAGGGAUAACCAAGUCUAUAACAAGAUAUCCAACAUUUAGGCGUCGUUUUGAUGAUAGUAAGGAAAUCAUUUUACAAGAGCUCGCUAAGAAGAAUGGCGAGAACUCAAAAUCAAGCAGCAGUCGGCCUCAAACAGUUCCGAGGUCAAAAAGCAUGUUCACCCAGAUAUUUAGCCAGAAGUCUUUUCAAAGCAGAACAGACAUCUCGGGUUCUGAUCAAGGGGCUCAAACAGUUGUCGAAAGAGAUGUAGAAAUUGGAUAAACAGACUUCGUACCUAGUUAGAAACCUGUUUGCAAUUUGUUGUUGUAUCGUCACAUACUUAGCAUUGAGCUAUACGGUAGAUGUUUCUCUUGUAUUUUUCUUACUAUUGUUUUUAAGAGGUUGAUAUAUAGGUUUUUCAUAU